This is a messenger RNA of Octopus bimaculoides (California two-spot octopus), 2361 nucleotides long. RefSeq lists its product as uncharacterized. Gene Ontology annotation, biological process: monoatomic ion transmembrane transport. NCBI's taxonomy places the organism in Eukaryota, Metazoa, Mollusca, Cephalopoda, Octopoda, Octopodidae. Gene Ontology annotation, molecular function: acetylcholine-gated monoatomic cation-selective channel activity; transmembrane signaling receptor activity. The record is from RefSeq and is a predicted model, not a curated record. Gene Ontology annotation, cellular component: postsynaptic membrane.
GAAACCAUAGAGUUACUUGACCAAUCUAGUAUAACCGUUGUGGUCUGUUGCAGGAAAUAGUGCCAGGUGCUUGAGUCGAAAAUAAACUGGCUGAAUGCCCAAAGUGACAGGACAACCAAAAGGCCCUCAUAUGAAAUUUCGCCAUGCGAUGGACGGGAUUUCUAAAAGUGUUUGCUUAAGAUUCGAAUUAUUGCAGGGUUUGUGACAUCAAAAUUCAUUAUGGUAACAAUGCAGGAUUUCGUACGAGUUUGUGUGGCUGUCACGUUAAUCCAUGCACUUCUUGUAUGUGCAUUAGCCCAAAAUUCUUCAUAUGCCCCCCAAUACCCAGAGGGGCCAUUAGGCAGCGCUCCCAUUGAAAUCCCUGACGAAAAGAAAAUCAUAAGGGAUCUGUUGCUUCUGUACGAAAAACGUGGAAUUGACGGUCGUCCAGUUCGUAACAGUUCCAUGCCAGUGUCUGUUAAGUUUAGCAUACAACUUAUACAAAUUAUGGACCUCGAUGAAAAGAAUCAAAUUCUUAAAUUGAGUGUUUGGGACAGAUAUGCUUGGAAAGAUGAGUUUCUUGUUUGGGAUCCAGCGCAAUAUGGCGGUGUGACGAACGUACGAAUCCACCAAGAUAAAGUAUGGAAACCUGACUUUAAACUUUAUAAUUACUUCGCUGAGCAUCCAUAUCCUUCCUUCACUGUCAAUGUUUCCCCAUUCACCCCCACUUCACGAAACUUUAACCAUGAUCUCUGGAUCUUACUCUUCAAAACUGUUAUCUACAAAAGUUCAUGUGCUAUAGACAUCAGCCAUUUUCCAUUUGAUGAACAAGAAUGUGUUCUAAAAUUUGGGUCAUGGACGUACGACGGUAACAAACUGGAUGUUAAUUUUCUGGACAACUUAACCAAAAUCGAUCUGUCUGAAUACAUGCCCAGUAAUGCAUGGGAAAUAAUCGAAGCUCCUGCCCGCCGAAAUGUACAGUAUUAUACUUGCUGUCCAGAGCCAUAUCUCGAUCUGACUUUUACACUUAAGGUCAGGCGGCGUUCGGCCUUUUACAACUAUCUUUUGAUUUUGCCGUGCAUUUUACUUUCAACUCUUACAUUGGUUCUCUUCUGGAUACCUCCGGAAUCCCCAGCCAAGAUGGCUUUGGGUAUUAACAUUUUUGUGGCGUUUUUCUUACUCUUGGUUAUUUUGGAAUCCAGUUUACCGUCAGCAUCAACCGUGCCUUUGCUUGGUAUUUACUACUGCUUCAACAUGGUGAUUAUCACUUUGUCUUCUUUCUUAAACGUCCUUGUCGUCAACAUGGCCUUUUAUGGACCCCGAGGGGAAGUGCCACAAUUUCUCAAGACUCUUGCAUUCGAAAUUUUCGCUCGAAUCUUCUUUAUGAACAGGCUCGUGGGAAAUGUAACUGAAUCAGACACACAGACGAAAACUUCUUCAGAAAAUCCAUCUCGAACAACGGCUAAUGGAAAUCAUUUUGUCGGAGUAGAUUCCGAAACAAACUGGCUGGCAGACGGCUGGAGAGAAGCUCACGAAGCCAGCAAAAGUAUCAUUAGUGGAGGUCCAGGUGGCCACUCACACAUGCCGGGUAGCUGCGGUCGCGCACUGCAUCAUCGUGGUGGACACGGUCCUGGGAUUUACCACACAGGUGGUAGUGGUAGUGGUGGCAGAAGUCAUAGCAGUGGCGGUGUUUACCAGGGUACCGGAUGUGCUAGUGGCGGUCAUGCGCAUGGAGGUCAUGCACAUGGUAGCCAUGCUCAUGCCGCAAGUCAUGCUCAUGCGGGAGGUCAUGGCCAUAGUUAUAGUCAUGGCGGUGGAGGUCAUAGUCAUGGUGGAGGAAGUCACGGUCACGGCCAUGCGCAUCCUGAACGCCAUGACCACCACCACCAUGGCGGUGGUGGUGGUCAUGGUGGUGGUCACGGUGGUGGUCAUGGUGGUUGUCAUAGUGGUGGUGGUAGUGGACAUGUCGUUGGUGGUAGUGGUGGUGGGCAUGCUGUUGGUGGACAUGCCGGUGGUAGUUCGUCGUAUGGUAGUAGUAUUGGUAGUAGUAGUAUUAGUGGUGGUGCUGGUGCUUGUGUUGCUAGCGGUGGCUCUGGAAGCUGUGAGAGUCUGAUGAAACGUAAGGAACUUAUUCAAAUUGAGAGAGACGUGAAAGCAAUUAGAAAGUUUGUGACUGAAAGUAUGUACCGACUCGCCGAAUCCGACCGCAAAGAAAAGUUGGCAAGAGAAUGGAAAGCAGUUGCCUUGAUAUUUGAUCGCCUUUUCUUUAUUUUCUAUGUCGUUAUUAUUUCAAUUUCACUGGUUGUCGUUCCAGUGACCUUGAGAGCUGGUUUAGGAAAAAAAUAACACAGAACAUUUCAAAUAAACUCAAAUAAAAAUAAA